CAGUAGAAGGACUGUGUUGGAGGUAACUGGAGGACGCCUGUGUUUCUAACCCAUGGUUUGACAUGGACCACUGGGCUCUCCUGAUGGCGUGUGUGUGGAUCCAGGUCGCCAUUCCGGACGCGCCGGACAUGCCGGACACCUGUCCUCUGCUGUCCCUCACGUACGUUAACUUCUCCGUCCCCUACCCCAUGCCUUACUUCCGGAGCCGCGGCCCCGUCCAGAACGUGGCCGUCAACCUGGCCUUCAGGGAGGUGUAUGUGGCGUCGCGGAACGUGAUCGAGGCGGUGAACAGCACCCUGGGUAAAGUGUGGGAGCUGCGCACGGGGCCCGUAGGUGGCGGCGAUAGCGAGUGCGUGCUCUGUCGUCUGUGCGACCUGGAGAGUGACCCGCUGCCUGAGGACACGGACAACCAGGUGCUGCUGUUGGACACGUUCCUCAUGUACCUGUACUCGUGCGGCAGCUCGCAGUACGGCGUCUGCUAUUUCCACCAGCUGCACGAGGGCGGGCGUGCGCCCGCGCCCUCUCGCUGCCUCUUCCGCCGGGAGGUCAACUCGCCAGCCUUCUGUCCGGACUGCAUCGCCAGCCCACUGGGCACCAAGGUCAGCAUGGUGGAGGAGGGCCAGACGGUGUACUUCUACGUGGCGGCCACGGUCAACGACAGCGUCACGCAGCGCUACAGCCGCAAGUCAGUGUCGGUGCGCCGGCCUCUGGCCACCGAGGACGGCUUCCACACAGACGUUCGUGGCCUCACGGUGCUGCCGCGCCUUCGUCGCGUGUACGCCAUUGAGUACGUGUACACCUUCCACACACAGGACUUUGUCUACUUCCUGUCAGUGCAGCGGGAGAAGGCAGCGCAGGCCCCGUCGCCCUAUCAGACGCGGCUAGGCCGCCUGCCACGCCAUGAGCGGGAGACGCGCCGCUACCGCGAGGUCGUGCUCGAGUGCCGCUUUGAACCCAAGCGCCGGCGACGGAGGGAUGGGGCUGGGGGAGAAGCCUUCAAGGAUGUCGUCUACAACGUGGUGCAGGCGGCGCACUUCAGCAAGGCUGGCCGCGAGCUCGCCGAGGAGCUUGGCGCCGGGGACGAGGACAACAUCCUGUACGGUGUCUUCGCCGUCACCAAUGACUUGGGCAUCCCGGAGCACGACUCGGCGCUCUGCGCCUUCCCCGUGCACUCGGUCAACUCGUUCAUAGACGAGGGCGUGGAGGACUGCUGCAAGUCGGGUCCUGAGCAGCUGUCCAGGGGCCUGUGCCACUUCCAGCCGUGUGAGAGCUGCCCACAUGAGAGCAUGGAGCAUAAUGCUACGUGCAGAGACCAGCCCACGCUGGUGGCCCAGCCGUAUUACCGAGUGGACCUGUUCAACCGGGAGAUGCGCGGGACUCUGCUCACCGCCCUGCUCAUCACAACGAUCAAGAACAAGACGCUGGCUCACAUAGGCACGGCCGACGGCAGACUGCUGCAGCUUGUCCUGCGGAGGUCUAGUCCGGUGGUCUUUGCUAACUACUCUCUGGUGGAAGACCAGAGGGUGUCUGCCACUGCUGCAGUUCUUCCUCCAGACCACCUCCUGUUCGUGGUGGGGGAGAAGAUGUUCCAGGUGCCUCAGAGAGGCCCCGGCUGUCUCCACUUCCUCACCUGUGCGGCCUGCCUGACCGCACCCACGUUCAUGGCCUGCGGCUGGUGCUCAGGACGUUGUGCGUGGGAAGCCGAGUGUCCAGGCCACUGGGCCAAGGAGUCGUGUCCGCCUGUCGUCACCCAGUUCUUCCCAAAGACGGCCCCCCUCGAUGGUCAGACGGAGCUGUCUCUGUGCGGGUGGGGGUUCCAGUCUCCCCAUCGUCAUGCCAUCACCACUCGCACCCAUGAGGUGAAGGUGGGCGAGACGGCCUGCGUGGUGCAGCCCCUCAAGAGCAACAGCACACUCCUGAUGUGUAAGAUCCGCUCUGGUGCGAGCGAGCUACCGUUCCAGACGGUUAACGUCACGGUGAGGGUUGACGAGGGUCGUGUCUCUCCCGAGGGCCGUUACUCUAUCCAGGGCAGGGCCAGGAUGUCUGGAUUCAUCUUCGUGCUUCCCAACAUCAGUGAGGUCCAGCCUGAUUACGGUCCUGUGAACGGAGGCACACUCGUCACCAUCACAGGACCCUAUCUACACUCGGGGAGGAACAGGAAGGUCACUCUUGAUGGAGAGGACUGCCCCGUCCAGCGUGUGUCUGUGGAGCGGGGAAACCUGUCCUCCAUCGUGUGCGUGUCUCAGCCCGUCUCUGAGGUCGAGGACGUGGUGUUGCAGGUCUACAUCGACAAGUCCCGUGUCUCGCAGACGCGGGUGUUCCGCUACAAGCGCACACCUGAGAUCCUCUCCGUCCUUCCCGACUGCGGCUUCGACAGUGGGUCAAGGAUCGCCAUUGAAGGGAAGAACCUGGACUCUGUUUACAGGACAAUCAUCCACUUCAAACCCAAAGAGUCACAUCUGAAGCCGGUUUCCACUGAGUGCCGGGGCAAAGCCAGCGCCACCCGGAUGGAGUGCGUCACACCAGCCUUUCCCAGAGACGAGACGGAGGAGGGAGAGCUCUCCUUCGACAUGGACGGCGCUCUCGGCCUGUGGAAACAAGACUUCUCCUACCAUCCCAACGGGAUGCCUAUUCCCUUCGAGACAGAGGGCCACGUUCUCAUACUCUACCCUGGCUUUGACGAGGUGUCCCUACACCACCAGAAGCUCAACCUGGUGAGCUCCUGUAUGAAGAUCACCAUGACCGUGGGAGGCGUCGACUGUGGGGCAAAGGUCCUCGAUAAUGAGAUCACCUGCCGUAUCCCCAAAAACCUCACCAUCCCUAACGAGGGCUUGCCUGUGAAGAUCACAGUGAAUGGUCAUGUCCACAACGUGGGCACCGUCAUCCUGGUCAGUAACCAUUACAUGGUCGGCAUCGUGCUCGGCAUUUUAGGAGCUCUGGUGGCUGGCGCUGUGCUGGCCUUCAUCACCAUGAAACACCUGAGGAAGAAGAAGACAGAUUCUCUGGCUGAGAGCAGGCUGACCCACUACUCCCACAACCACAGUUUCUCUGGUAACAGCAGUGUGGAGCUUCUGCCUGCUGGAGACUACAGACGAGCAGAUGCGGCUGUCAGCCCGACCCCCGUGCCCGCUGGGGCAGGGGCGUUCGCCGGCCUGGGAUAUGGCAGGACACUGGACUCCAGCCUCGCCCCUCUCAUGCCCCCUGAGAAGAUCUCUAUCUCCAGCUUUCGUCCAGAGCUCCUGGAGGAGGUGAAAGACGUCCUCAUACCGGCAGCCAUGCUGAACGUGCAGCACCAUCAGGUCAUCGGCAAGGGUCAUUUUGGCACGGUUUACCACGGUUACCUCACUGACCACAACAUGAGGGAGAUCCACUGCGCCGUGAAGUCCCUCAACAGAAUAACGGAUGUAGAGGAGGUGGAGCAGUUCUUGAAGGAGGGCAUUCUGAUGAAGGGCUUCCACCACAGCAACGUGCUCUCCCUGCUGGGGAUCCUACUCCCACACGAAGGGCUCCCCCUGGUGGUGCUGCCCCACAUGAAGCACGGAGACCUGCGGCACUUCAUACGCUGCGAGGACAGGAACCCUACGGUAAAGGAUCUGAUUGGCUUUGGACUUCAGGUUGCCAAGGGGAUGGAGUAUUUGGCCCAGAGGAAGUUUGUACACAGGGACCUGGCAGCCCGCAACUGCAUGCUGGAUGAGUCGUACACAGUGAAGGUGGCAGAUUUUGGCAUGGCUCGAGACGUGUUCGACAAAGAGUACUACAGCAUUCAGGACCACCGCAAGGCCAAGCUGCCUGUCAAAUGGAUGGCCAUUGAGAGCUUGCAGACCCAGAAAUUCACGUCCAAAUCUGAUGUGUGGUCUUUCGGGGUUCUGACGUGGGAGCUGCUGACUCGAGGCGCGAGCCCUUACCCAGAGAUCGACCCCUAUGACAUCACACAUUACCUCCUGAGGGGGCGGAGACUGCCUCAGCCCCAGUAUUGUCCGGAUCCUCUGUUUGCCAUAAUGCUACAGUGUUGGGACCCAGAGCCAGAGAGGAGACCCAGCUUCUCUACGCUUGUGUCGGUGGUGACCACUAUCCUCUCCGGCCUGGACGGGGAGCACUACAUCAGCCUGAACAUCACGUACGUCAACCUGGACCACCCAUGCCCGUACCCCGCCCUCACCGACUCUGCCGACGAAUACGAGUCUUCGGAUGCCGAUGAGGCGGGCUCGCCCUCUGCCUGAUUGGCAAAAUGCCCCGUCACUCAUACGGAAGGUUCCGAGAGGGCACGUGCCAAUGAUUAGCGCUUAUUUCUAAAGUAGAGGUUUCUCACAGUGUAGAGAGAAGCCAGGAAGAAACGAGGCUGGUUAUUCCCUCUACGGAAGUCCUGGAGAACAUGGAGGCUGUGUUUUUCUGAAAAGCUUAGAAGCGCAGUGAAGUUACAGUCUCCAGCGUGCGUUUAGGGGGAUAUUCGCUCUGUCAUAUGGACAUUGCUGCAUGCCGUGUUUUGGGGAAACAGCGUGGUGUGGGGGUUCUGUGGCUAUGACGUUCUUGACUGAACCCUCAUCGGCUUAAGCGCUGAGUCAGCUGUAUGAGCUGAAUCAGGCACGUGUCACUUUGGGGGGGCGGGAUGC
This is a messenger RNA of Electrophorus electricus (electric eel), 4610 nucleotides long. RefSeq names its product macrophage stimulating 1 receptor b (gene mst1rb). Lineage: Eukaryota; Metazoa; Chordata; Actinopteri; Gymnotiformes; Gymnotidae. Gene Ontology annotation, cellular component: signaling receptor complex; plasma membrane. Gene Ontology annotation, biological process: protein phosphorylation; cell migration; nervous system development. The record is from RefSeq and is a predicted model, not a curated record. Gene Ontology annotation, molecular function: transmembrane receptor protein tyrosine kinase activity; protein binding; ATP binding.